GAAGUGGGUGCGACUGGGGGGGGGGCAAUCAUGGAUGCCGUUCUUGAUAUGGCCUACACCAUCACGUACCUCGUGUUCAUCUUGCUUGCCAUCUAUGAGCUAGAGUUGGAGCAGGAAAUACGAGGGAAUUUCGGUGAUGAAGCGGCAGUGAAGUUUACUGCGGAAUUGGAUCCAGCUUUCGCCUUUCCUGCGGACUUCUUGGGCUAUUUUGCUGUCUACUAUUCGAUGGGUAGCUUCCAGCAGCUUGAAAGCUGUGGCCUCGCAGGUGUUCUCCGCCUUAAAGAUUUGAGUCUAAGCGACAAGAACAUCAGCAAUGUCACAGAGGGUGCCUUUGAGUCUUCGCGUCUCUUGCAGCGCUUGUCGCUUUCUGGGAAUCCCUUGCAUGUUUUGCCCAAGAAGAUCUUUUGGCCGCUCAAAGACUUGCAACUUUUGGACCUGGGUCGGAUGGGUUUGCAAAGUGUAGAGUCUGAGACUUUCGAAGGUUUGUCUGGAUUGAAAGUUCUUUCACUCAGUCAAAACAAGUUGCAGCAGCUCCCAAGUGACCUCCUUUACCCAAUGCCAGCCUUGGAGCAGCU
Durusdinium trenchii is the source of this 575-nucleotide messenger RNA. NCBI's taxonomy places the organism in Eukaryota, Dinophyceae, Suessiales, Symbiodiniaceae. The record is from the annotation of a GenBank genome assembly.